Messenger RNA from Chelmon rostratus (copperband butterflyfish), 1823 nucleotides. It is a transcript of the gene wdr41, whose product is annotated as WD repeat domain 41. Gene Ontology annotation, cellular component: lysosomal membrane. The transcript is spliced from 13 exons. Gene Ontology annotation, biological process: regulation of autophagy. The record is from RefSeq and is a predicted model, not a curated record. Lineage: Eukaryota; Metazoa; Chordata; Actinopteri; Chaetodontiformes; Chaetodontidae. Gene Ontology annotation, molecular function: protein binding. Bases 325 to 1668 code for a protein of 447 amino acids.
UGUGGUCGUGACUGAAGCACCUUAUAACAACAUGUAGCUAGCUUACACACCACCGCAUUAACGUUACACUUUGUGAGCUGCAGUUAAAUUAUCCGGUCAACAACACGAAGGGUUUCAUCUGUGAAUCUGACGAGGAACAGGACGAUAAUUCAUCGACCGGAAGCGUUGCGAGUUUCUGUGUUGACGCUAAUGACUGGUGAAAUUAAAUGCACGCGCCUGUAACGUUAGCUUGUUUGUGAUGCUAACGAAAAUGUUAGCUCGUAAUGUUAUUCAGAGAAACACAUAAAGUAGCUUCCGUCUGUUAAUCGCUAAAAAAACGGAGCCAUGUUUCGGUGGAUUCUUGGCGGUCGAGAGGCUCAGGGUUCAGUGGAGAAAAGCCCCGUGCUGUGCAUUGGAGAGGAACAGCCCAAAAACUGGUUCACUGAGCUGCAGGUGCUGAAAGGACAUUUUGACAUUGUUCGAUUUCUGGUGCAGAUUGAUGACUUCAGAUGUGCCUCUGCAGGGGACGAUGGCCUCAUUCUCGUCUGGAAUAUUGAGACCGGGGAGAGGCUGCAGGAGCUGAGGGGCCAUUCCCAGCAAAUAACAGCCAUAACCACCUUCACCUGCAGUAACGGACUCACCUCGCUCAUCACAGCCUCCUCGGACCGAAGUCUCAGCCUGUGGGACCCCGAUACAGGCAACAGGGUGCAGACCAUUUCAGAUCUUCAGUCUUCUGUAAAGUGUUUGCUGGUGCUGGAGCGCCUGUGUGUGUGUGUGUCCGGCGGGGAGGAGCUGUGUGUGUGGAACAGAGACUUUCAGGUGCUGUGUCACAGGCAGAACCACAGCGACACCGGAAUAACUGCUUUGAUAGAGCUGCCCAAGAACUGCCUGGCUGCUGCGAUGGAUAAAGAAAUAGUGAUCUACAGGCUGACGGUUUCUACUGACUCCUCUCUGUCGCUGGCUGAGAUCCGCUGCCUGUCGGACCACCGGGAACAGAUUCGCGCUCUGAUCAACGUCAACGACAGGAGCUUCGCCAGCGGUUCCCACGGGGGCGAGCUGAUCUUAUGGGAUGCGGUUGAUUGGAACAUCCUGGGCUAUGAGCACAUUCUGUGGGAGGAGUCGCGACCCUGCGCUCAGGCUGAGAUACGAUUGGCUGCUCCCAAACCCAGCGAGAUGUCCAUCCAGCAUCUGACCACCGACGGGAAGCACAUCCUCGCGGCUGUGGGCAGCGGCCUGUAUGUGUACAGCGUUCUGACCAAGAAGGUGGUGGCCUACAGGAAGGUCGCCCAUGACUCCAACGUCUUACACACCAUGCUGUUAUCCGACAGCGAGCUGAUGUCCUGCUCUGAAGACGGCAGUGUGAGGAUGUGGGAGAUCCAGGACCUGCCUUUGCCUGCUGAACCAGCCUCUCCAGGUUUCUUCGGGAUGUGGACGUUUGGCCGCUCAAACAAACAGAGCGGCCCUCCGUCAAAGAAGGUCACGGACGUCCCGAACGUCAGGACGCUGGAGCUGACGGGUGACCUGAUUGGACACUCGGGGGCAGUUCAGAUGUUUGUGAGCUUCAGGGAGAACGGCUUGGUCACGUGCUCCGCGGACCACCUGCUGAUCCUGUGGAAGAACGGGGAACGGCAGUCCCGCCUGCGCAGCCUGGCACUUUUCCAGAAACUGGAGGAGAGUGGAGGGCUCUGAGCCGAGCCCUGACCUCUGAUUGGCUGUGAUGUCAGGUGAUUUGAGUUUACUGUACGGAUUGUUGUUUGUCUUUUCACUGAAAGUAUUUAACUUAAAGAAGUAAAUCAUCUUGAAACGAACAGUUGGCGCUGUUUUUCUUCCCGGCCUGCGGCGGC